This is a messenger RNA of Dromiciops gliroides (monito del monte), 510 nucleotides long. RefSeq names its product thioredoxin, mitochondrial-like. Gene Ontology annotation, biological process: cell redox homeostasis. NCBI's taxonomy places the organism in Eukaryota, Metazoa, Chordata, Mammalia, Microbiotheria, Microbiotheriidae. The transcript is spliced from 2 exons. Gene Ontology annotation, cellular component: mitochondrion. Gene Ontology annotation, molecular function: protein-disulfide reductase activity. The record is from RefSeq and is a predicted model, not a curated record. Bases 1 to 510 code for a protein of 169 amino acids.
AUGGCUCAGCGUGUGGUCCUUAGGAGAUUGUUGGCACCCAUCUUCUCUAGGAAGCUCCCUCAGUGUCGCCCGGUGCCUCUCAUUCCUGAGGUUCUGGCCCAGGGCAGCUCCAGCAGACCCACUACUGCUACACCCAGUUUAGCCCGGACGUUCUCCACUACCAAGAUCUCCAAUGUUAUGUUUAACGUCCAGGAUGGGCCUGACUUUCAGGACAGAGUCGUCAACAGUGAGACGCCAGUAGUUGUGGAUUUCCAUGCGCAGUGGUGUGGCCCCUGCAAGAUCUUGGGGCCCUGGUUAGAGAAAAUGGUGGCAAAGCAGGAGGGGAAGGUGCUGAUGGCCAAGGUGGACAUUGACGACAACACAGACCUCGCCAUCGAGUAUGAGGUUUCUGCUGUGCCAACUGUGCUGGCCAUCAAGAAUGGGGACAAUGGGGACGUGGUGGACAAAUUUGUGGGCAUCAAAGACGAAGACCCGAUGGAGGCUUUCCUCAAGAAGCUAAUUGGCUGCUGA